CGGGGCUAUUAGCUAGGUCCGACCAAACCAGCAUUGAGAUGUUUUCUAUUGGAGAUCACAUUCUAGCGAUUCAAGGUCAUCCUGAGUACACAAUGGACAUACUCUUCAAUCUUGUAGAAAGACUCAGAAACCAGAAUGAGAUUGAGAGUGAUUUUGUGGAGGACUUAAAGGCCAGAUUGGAGUCUGCUGAACCUGAGAGGGAGGUUUGGAAAAAGAUUUGCAAGAAUUUCCUCAACCGACGAUUGACUCGUGAAUCUUCGAAAUUUAUCAUGGUGGAGGAUGUAUGAAGGGUCUCUCUCCACGUUGGGCUUGAUCCCAUUACAAUGCAAAACGAUGUUGUCAUCUAGUGCUAUCCUUGAUUUUGCACGUCUAUCUGUUUUCAUGAUUAGUCUUUGAUAAUCUUUAUUUGGAAAAGUAAUUUUUGCGUCUCGGGACGCAUUUCUGUUCUUGGAGAUGGAUGUUACGAAAUGACAACCCUAGAAAUUGUUAAAGUCAAUGCUAUCAAAAUUAUCAUCA
This is a messenger RNA of Amborella trichopoda, 516 nucleotides long. NCBI's taxonomy places the organism in Eukaryota, Viridiplantae, Streptophyta, Magnoliopsida, Amborellales, Amborellaceae. The record is from RefSeq and is a predicted model, not a curated record.